UGUGCAAUAUAAAAUGCAACUUAGAUCGAGAGUAAAAUUUUUAUUUGACAUAUUUUAAGAAAGAAUUGCUUUUAAAACAAAUGUUAUUGUAAAAAAAUUUAAAUAAUUUUAUCAGUUAAAUAUUUUACGAAUUAAGUGUUCAAUUAGUAGCUGAAAAAUGCUUCAUACAAUCAUAUAAUUACUAGUUGAUAAUUUAUUUAAUAAGUUAAAGUCCGAUGUCUUCGAUUUGUUUUUAAAUGGUUUGGAAAAGCCAAUUAUUAUGGAUCAAAAACCUCGACCACAUACUUUUGUUGUUCCACAGUCACCUGUUAUUAGUCAAGUAUCGCCUACUAAUACUUCCCCAGCAACUUCUAAUUAUGUUUUGACAUCUAGUAAUUUUCGACCAGUUACCAAUUAUACUAUUAUUGCUAGUUCACCUGCUUCAACCACUCAUUCAUAUAUUACUCAAUCUGGUAUACGAACAACACAUCCACAAUUUGUAAAUGUUCAAAGUACUUCCAAUGUUCGACAUAUCUUAUCUUCCAACUCUCAACCAUCCAAUAUAACUUAUAUGUUGCCAUCGGGUGCUCAUAUUGUUAGAAUGAGCAGUAUUGUAACUCCAACAGUUACCGGUGAGCAGCAUUCAGGACCGCAGUUUAUAUUAACUUCAAGUGCUCAGAAAAUUAGUCCAAAUACAACUAAUUCAUCUCAAUCUUCCAAAACAAAUAAUGCAGUAACGGAUAACAAUGCUCUAGUUGGUGAACUACUAACCAAAACUAUAGGUGUCAGUAGUAAUACACCUCCAACUUUUCAAAAAUCAGGAAUGUCAUUGCCUAGAUUAAGUGCAGCUUAUUAUAAUCAAGUAAAAGGAAGUGAAUCACCAAGAAUUUCUUUUAGAUCAAUAAAUGAACAACAAAAAUCAGGAACUAGUUUUAUAUUGGCAUCUAGUGAUUGGUCACGAACAAAAAAUGUGCCCGUUUCUAAUUUAUCAAAAAUUGGUAAUAACUAUAUGCAAAUACCAUUGAUACAAAAGUCUGGUACAAUGUUAUCAACAAAUGUUUCAAGGCCAAGUACUGAUGUUCGUGCUGGCCAGCAUCAAAGAUCUCAGAAUCAAACAAUUCGUUCUGUAAUACUACCAUCUAACUAUCGCACAGCUAUGUCACCACAAAGAAACACAGAUUGUAGAUUAGUUCUUAAUUCUAUUAAUGUACCUUCACAAGUUUUAACAUCAACUGAUGGAAAACCUCGAAUGGGUAAUGUGCCUGUUACAAACAUUCAAAAAUUUGGUACCAACUAUGUACAAAUUCCUAUUACACAAAAGUCAGGAACAAUACUUUCACGUGGUAAUCAACAUCCUUCUACUGACAGUAAUGUAAGAGUUGGUCAACAACAACAUCAAAUUAGAUCACUUAUUUUACCACCUAAUUAUCGAGCAACUAUGGUAUCUCCAAGACGAGGUCUAGAUUACAGGCUUAUAUUAAAACCAGUUAAUAUUCAACCACAAGUGUUAAAAACUUUACCUUCUCCUAGGCAAAAUUCCUCACGACAAACUCCACCUCCUGUAUCACAAUCCAACUCUAAUCGUGUUGCUUUACUACGUUCAACAAAUAAUAAAAAUCAUAAUGAAACUGAAGUACUAGCUACUUCAAAAAUUGUACCUAUUCCAUUAAAAGGUCGAAAAAGUCAUUUAGUUAUUUCUGAUAGAACUAUUAAAAUGGUUGUUGAUGAACUUAACCAAAAAAAUAUAACGGAUAAUGAAUCAAUCCUAAAAUUAACACCGGCAAGCAUGGAAAUUGUGCAAGCAGAAGUAUCAUAUAGAUUAUUUUAUUUAUUAAGGGAGUGUAAAAAAGUUUUAGUAAAAAGUCAUAUGAAUGUAUUAACUGAAGAAAUUGUUCGACAAGUUUGUGCUGACUAUUUUACACCAUUUUAUGGAAAUAAGUUGUGGCCAUUAUUCUGUUUGAAACCUAAUGAGGAUGAGAUUGAGAGUAAUAAUCUUGAAAAUCGAGUAUGGAUUAGAAAACAUAACAAUGUAAAUGUUGUUGGUUGGUUAAAACAUCCAAAGUUUCGUAAUCCUAGCUAUAUUAAAAAACGUCCUAAAAUAAAGUUAAAAAUUAAAGAGUUUGUUCCUGAUACUGUAGAACAAGUACUUAAUGUGCAGCAAGAUUUUCUAUCUAAUACAACUAUUACUAGAGUUAAUGAUAAGAGUACUAUAAAAUCCAUGACAAUUAGUCAAAUGGAUUUAAGUGACAAACAAAUAUCUCGUGAAAUUUCUUUAAUUAAUCACACAUCAUCUUCACAAAUAUCUUUAGACAUGUUAUCUAAACAAGCUGCUGCUCAAACUUGUACAGUAAAACCCAUAGAAAAUACCAAUAUAAAUCCCACAACAAUUUUAAAUACCCCUAUAACUGUAUCAACAAUAAAGUCAAGCCAAUCACAUGGUAGUACAAACAAUAGUCUUAUUAAUAAUAAACCUAGUAAAGUACCUUACAUUAUUUUAGAUUAAAAUAAAUAAAAAUUUUUUACAUAUUUCUUUAUCAUUUUUUUCCUGUUAGUACAAUUUCAAAAAUUAUUUAUUUAAAAAUGACUAAUAAAUCAAAAUAUUAUUUUAUAAUUCAGUAAAAAAUCUUUCUAAACAUCAAUAUUUUUUCAAUAACUCAACAAAAAUUUAAAAUUUGUAUAAGAUUUUAAAUUAUUCUAGCUUUCUUAUCUUAUGACUAUAAUUUUAA
Messenger RNA from Daktulosphaira vitifoliae (grape phylloxera), 2705 nucleotides. RefSeq lists its product as uncharacterized. The record is from RefSeq and is a predicted model, not a curated record. The transcript has 7 exons. Bases 260 to 2482 code for a protein of 740 amino acids. NCBI's taxonomy places the organism in Eukaryota, Metazoa, Arthropoda, Insecta, Hemiptera, Phylloxeridae.